AACGUGCGGCCAAAGACUCGUGGAUGCCACGUGCAGAUGGCGUUUGUCGAGCUCUCGUCUCGCGCGACUGGCGUGAUACUUGAGGUUCGAGACUCGUAAUGCUGCACGCCAGUCUGCUGCGAGAAUGGGGCGGUGGAAAGGUGGGCAUUGGAGGGGUUGUUGAGGGGAUGGGUAUAUAGGUAGCUUGGGCUGGGCUGAGGGGAUCAGGGUAUGUUCUCUUUUCGAGCGAGAUAUCUUUCUGGGAAGUUGACUGGAUCCUGUUGCAGUUUGAGCACUCUUCGAACGAGUCGAGUUCAGUCCUAUACACAUUACAGACCAGCUACCUUCAAACUUCAACGCAGUCAUAUUUCCACCAUGGGCAAGCCUCUCGUCCUCGCCAUAGAUGGCACCUGGGUCAACAGCGAUAAUGGCUACAAUGCAUCUAUGUCCGGACCCGGAGCCAAAGGCAGACUGGCAUCGCCCUCGAAUGUCACGCGCAUCUGCCGAGCUGUCCUCCCACGAUCCCCAAGCGGCGUACAACAGCUCGUCUACUACCAAGGAGGACUCGGCAGCGACGCCAAUGCGUACUCAUUUGUCGUCGGCGGCUACCUUGGCAGCGGCAUUGAUGAAGCUAUCCGCGAGGCCUACUCCUUCCUUGCCAUGAACUACGAGGAAGGCGAUGAGAUCUUUUUGGUCGGCUUCUCUCGUGGCGCUUUCACUGCACGAUCUGUUGGCUCUUUGAUCGCCGAGGUCGGCCUCUUAACCAAAGCUGGUUUGGAGUCUUUCUACCCCAUCUUCAAGGACUGGGAGAAUCAGAAUAUUGCUUCGUAUGAGCCUGGCUACGAAAGUGCGGCUUGGCCGAUCGCUGGGAGACCCAAGUUUGGAGACAAAGCAUACAAUGAGCAACUUGCUGGCAAGAAGUUGACAAGACUAAAUAUCCCUAUCAAGGCGAUUGCUGUGUUCGAUACCGUCGGCACCCUCGGCGUUCCAGACGUACGACCAUUCGGCAUCAGCCUCUACAACAGUGCCAAAACCGAAUACUCUUUUGUCAACACGCAAGUAGCACCAAAUGUCGAGAACGCCUACCAAGCCCUCGCUCUCGACGAGCAACGAUACGCCUUCGCACCCACAGUCUGGGAAUCACCACGCGACUCCAGCUCUCACAUGCUCAAAGAACUCAAACAAUGCUGGUUCCCUGGCGUUCAUACAACAGUUGGAGGUGGCUUUCAAGACACGAAUAUCUCCGACAUCACUUUGGCAUGGGUGCUUACACAACUCUCGCAAUUCUUGGCGUUUGACGAAGGCUAUCUGCUCCGACAACGCAAGCAGAACGGAGACUUCUACAUCGAGAAGAAGACAGAAGAGGAAGGAAGAGGCUAUGGCUUGGGACUCAUCAAAGCCUCAGAUGGUGGUCUCUUGAACACCAUUCUAGGGAGAAAAGCUCGAACGCCGGGCGAAUAUCUCCUCACAGAUCCCAAAACAGGCGAACAAAUGCCUGGCAAGCCACUACUCAACACUCGCGAAUUUAUUCACCCUUCAGUACGCUAUCGCAUGCACAAUGGUGGUCGUCAGCCAUCGAGUGAUCCGGAAGCGAAAUUGGGAGAGGGCGCAUACGCGCCGAAACCACUGGCAGAUUGGACGUAUAUUGCUGCGGGAGAAGAUACCCCAAAGGGUAUCAAAAUCGAUGCCAAGUGGGCCAAGGCACCUAAGUGGGUGAGAAAGUCCACGGGAACGUACAUUGUGGAAGACAAGAUUGUGGACGGAAGCUUGGAGGCUGUCCUGGCAGAGACUUGGAGUGGCGUGGGGAAUUGGUUGAAGUUGUGAUUGGGUAGGUGCGAAUACCAAACGGGUAGAAAUGGUUGCUUAUCCCACUUCAGCUCGUAGCUGUCGAGAUCCUACUCCUAAGUCUUGGGUUUUCAGACGGAACAACAACAUCUCUACUUGAUUCCGCCGA
Molecule: messenger RNA, 1933 nt
Organism: Cercospora beticola
Lineage: Eukaryota; Fungi; Ascomycota; Dothideomycetes; Mycosphaerellales; Mycosphaerellaceae
Product: T6SS phospholipase effector Tle1-like catalytic domain-containing protein
Source: RefSeq, a predicted model, not a curated record